CGUAAACUGUCCUCUUAUUAAUGUCUGAAAAGUGCAGAAGAAGCCCAACACCCAUAGAAAGUUUAGUAUAAUUAUGAUGCGUUUUCCGUCACAUCAACAAUCUUACUAGUCUAACUCAUAACACAAUAUUGCUGUUUUAUCAGUUCAAGAGUACUGUAUAACAACAUAUUGCUUUUUAUUAAUUUUACAAUAUGCGGUUUUUAACGUAGCAUUUCAUCUUGUCGUAUACACGUACUUGUAUGUUUAGUGGUUGUUAGCCCGUGUCAAUGAAAAGACGGUGCGGUUUAAUAUUUUUUUAGAGGUCGGAUUCAUUUGGAUGCUCGUAAAUUCAGGAAGUAAACAAACAGUUGUGAGUCAAUUCGUCAAUUGGUUGUGAUACAUAAUAUUUGUACCCAUACAUCUUCGUAGUGAUUGAAGUCCGAUGCCAGCUAGGCACUCCGUACUUUCGCUCAAACAAUGCUGCCUGAAGAGAAUUGCGCUUACGUUCGAAUCCUUUUGGAUGCAGAGCUACAACGAAUAUUUCAGAGACCUGCCUCGGAUCCUGUACAUAUUAGGCCCUUUUGACCAUUUGACAAAUGAAAUGGUACAAGACCUAAUAGACAGUUUGGUUGAUAAGGCAUGCCUAAAGAAGAAUCAUGUUCAAGUUCUUCUGCAAGAAAGUGUUACCAAGCUAAAUCUACACCACAUUGGACCAGCUUUACAAGACUCUGUUCUUCAGACAAUCUCUAUUCGAUGUCCUGUGAAGACUGACUGUUUUAGAUUUGUCUUUUGCACAAGUUUCACCAAGAAGUAUGUGUGAUUUUCUAAAGUGCAUACCAGAAAUAAAACAUCUUAAUCUGUCCAAUACCAAAUGCAAUGACCAAGUCCUGUCUGUUAUUGGUCACAACUGCCCAAAACUUCAUCACCUGGCCAUCAACUUCACCCCUGUCACAGAUAGUGGGCUGUUCAGCCUGUGUCAGGCACCGAUGGACACUGCAGGAUGUAAACAGAUUACACAUCUUGACAUUCGAGGAACGACUGUGAGACUCAGAGGAGCAUUGCACUGCCUACAAAACUUACCGGAUAUUCACUAUUUGGGCUUUGAUAGUAUCUGCGAUGUCAUCGCAAAGGAUAUUGAACUAAGGCGAAAGAAUGGCAAGGAAGCGAAAAUUUAUAAAUUUAGAGAAAUCUGUGAUGAUUUUCUAGGCACAAAACCAGAUUCAAUUUUAUCUGUUUGCCAGUGGUGCCCUUAUGUUUGUAAGGCUGUGUUUACUUCAGGGAUAACAGAUGAAAACUUCAAAGCGAUGUCGGCUCUAAAACAUUUAAGAACUUUACACAUUUGUUCAAGUGGAAGCAAUGCCGUUACCUUUACUGCUGGUGUCCUUUCACUACUUAAGGAUAUAGGCCAUCAGUUGGAAGACUUCAUGUUGGUUGACGUUGAUUUUGUGGACUUGACUGCAAUUGGAAUGUAUUGCAAAAACCUAGCAUCGCUCACAUUGUGGACUCAAGACCAAACGGAAUCACCUACAAAUGCUAUAGAUUUGCAGGGACUGAAUCUUUUUCAGAUAUACAAAAAAUUAACUAGUUGUGUCAUAUGCAUGAAUCCGAAUUUCGGACCAGGAAAAGUGAUGACGGGUCUUUCAGUCCUUCUUAAAGCUGCACUCUUGCUACAAAGGUUGUCACUGAGUUAUAUGGAAACUCUUACCAGUGAUGUGUUUAUGGAUGUUUUGAAUUUUAACCAAUUAAGUCACCUAGAAGCAGCUUGUUUUCCCAGUUGCCCCAAUCUGGGGCCGGAUGUGGUUGUUCGCUUGCUGCAAGGUUCCAAUCAGUUGCAGAAACUUGACCUGACUCACUGUGAGAAAAUAACAAGGAAAAAUUACGAGGAAUUUAAAGCUUUUGUUGCACUAAAUAAUUUUAAACUGGAUAUUUCAUGGAUAUAAUUAUUAAUAUUGAAACUAUAAACAUUAUUGUUAUGGUAAAGUUUAUUUAUAAAAUAUAUUGGUAAAUGACUGUCAGUACUUAAUCUUUAGAAGGUUUUGUAAUUUAAAUGGUUUAUAAAAUGUAUGAACAACAUUUUGAAUGAUUAUUAUAAAGGAGUUUGCAAAACAUGA
This is a messenger RNA of Dreissena polymorpha, 2090 nucleotides long. RefSeq lists its product as uncharacterized. The record is from RefSeq and is a predicted model, not a curated record. Gene Ontology annotation, cellular component: SCF ubiquitin ligase complex. The transcript has 4 exons. Gene Ontology annotation, biological process: SCF-dependent proteasomal ubiquitin-dependent protein catabolic process. Gene Ontology annotation, molecular function: protein binding. NCBI's taxonomy places the organism in Eukaryota, Metazoa, Mollusca, Bivalvia, Myida, Dreissenidae. Bases 792 to 1919 code for a protein of 375 amino acids.